GAGGUGGGGCGAUCCAGUGCUUUUCGUUUUCAUCUCAGGCUCUUGAGCGCCAUUAGGUUUAAAAGAAAAAAAAUUAAUAAAAUAGCAAUUUAUACAGAUCAAGUCGCUGUAAUAGAAGCGACUCUGAUCUGGCCGAGGAAUAAUUUUUAAGUAAAAUCCGGCCUAAGGGGAUGCUGCUGCAGCCGAAAUCGAAGAGUCUCAUAGUCAUACCGUCGUCGGGUUUAAUGUCGCAUUUAUUCGGUAGACACGGUUUCUCGAUAGAAUUGACCGUAUAUUGUAGAAGAAGUCACCGACCGCGACAGAGAUGUUGAAUUCGCACUAAUACUCCCGUGAGCGACUUUUUAAAACCUUCUGAUAGCACAACGGCGCUCAUUCGAUUCACUCGCCUAAAGAUCAAACGCGCAAAGCUGUACACACAUCAAUCCCACCGACCUAGGCUGGAAAACAGAGUCGACGGCCGCAGAAUUUAUAUAACUGCCGCAAGGAUCAGCAGCAAAAAUACUAGAGACGUAGAGAAAUGAAGCUGUUGGAGAACUCCAGCUUCGAGGCGCUGAGCUCUCGGCUGUGUGUGGAAACGGGAGAUGCUCACAUUCUGGGCAGGAUUGAGAGUUACUCCUGUAAGAUGGCUGGUGAUGACAAGCACAUGUUUAAGCAGUUCUGUCAAGAGGGGGAGCCACAUGUCCUGGAGGCCUUGUCCCCCCCACAGUCCAGCACCACCAGCCCUUCACAGUUGGGCAAGAGCUGCGAGGAUGGUGAGAAUCCUUUGAGUGACAAAUGCUGCCGGAAGACCCUCUUCUACCUCAUCACCACGCUGAACGAGUCCUUUCGGCCUGACUACGAUUUCAGCACCGCCCGUGCGCAUGAGUUCAGCCGUGAGCCGAGUCUCAACUGGGUGGCCAAUGCAGUGAACAGCAGCCUGUACUCUGCAGUGGGGGAGGAGUUCAACUCCUUAGGUCCAGAGCUGUGGAAUGCAAUUGACCAGGAGAUUAAUCUUCAGAGUUGUGACAUUUACAGCUACAACCCUGACUUGGACUCGGACCCCUUUGGAGAGGACGGCAGCCUCUGGUCCUUCAACUACUUCUUUUACAACAAGAAGCUGAAGAGGAUUGUUUUCUUCACUUGCCGCUCCGUCAGCUUACUGAGUGGAUAUGGCCAUGGCUCCCUGGACAAUGAGCUUGAGAUGGAGCUAGAUGAUGAAGAAGAGCUGGAUGGUCUUGCUGAGGAUAGGUUCCCUAGGGCCCUGUGUGUCUGAUCUCUUCUCAGGGACAAACAUUUGCACCAUCCUUCUGUUUGGUCCUUGUCCUUCAGAUAAUCUUUUUAAAAUGUCUCCUUUUGAUUAUAAUGCUGUUGACUUUGACUCCUUCAUUGAACAUGGGUGAUGUAUCAUCCCUCCUUUCUGUGGGUUGGAUUAAAGUAUCCUGUCAGAACAUGGAGUAAUGCCAGAAUGCCCCUGUGACCUCCAUUGCUGAACUGACAUAUCUGCAGUACCCUCUGAUGUAUGGGGGUAGAUUUGAGCCCCCCCUCUUCACCCUCAAAAUCUGUUGUCAGCUUACAUUUAGCUGAAGGACAUUAUGUGCCUACAACCAGGCUUGUUCCAGACCUCAUGGGUAUGGGUGUUCAAGAAGAAAUGGCUUUUCUUUUUUUGGACCGGUAAAGUAUGACAUUGUGGACUGGGGAUGCCCUGCUUCAUUACAGUAAAGGACAACCACUGAAGCAGGACAGGCCUGGUAUUACACCAGCAUCAUCAACAGGGCUGGAGGGCUUACAAAAAAGGUCUUCAGACUUCUGUAUUAUGGCAUAAUGUGCACUGGCAAGGAGGGCUGGGGUGACUGAACCUGACACGACAGACAUAAAUUGCUUUUAAAAAAAAAAAUUCUUCUGUUCCAAAGUCCAUCAUUGUGAACAUUGUGCAGCUAUUUGGCACUGCAUGGAGCUGCCUAAGAACCUAUAUAAUGAAGGCAUUCAGCAAUUCUGUGUGUUUUU
This is a messenger RNA of Scleropages formosus (Asian bonytongue), 1983 nucleotides long. It is a transcript of the gene maf1b, whose product is annotated as MAF1 homolog, negative regulator of RNA polymerase III b. Gene Ontology annotation, molecular function: RNA polymerase III core binding. Gene Ontology annotation, cellular component: nucleus. Lineage: Eukaryota; Metazoa; Chordata; Actinopteri; Osteoglossiformes; Osteoglossidae. Bases 518 to 1252 code for a protein of 244 amino acids. The record is from RefSeq and is a predicted model, not a curated record. The transcript has 8 exons. Gene Ontology annotation, biological process: negative regulation of transcription by RNA polymerase III.